Molecule: messenger RNA, 1479 nt
Organism: Pyrus x bretschneideri (Chinese white pear)
Lineage: Eukaryota; Viridiplantae; Streptophyta; Magnoliopsida; Rosales; Rosaceae
Product: 3,7-dimethylxanthine N-methyltransferase 1-like
Exons: 4
Coding region: 562-1425 (287 amino acids)
Biological process (GO): methylation
Molecular function (GO): S-adenosylmethionine-dependent methyltransferase activity
Source: RefSeq, a predicted model, not a curated record
AAAUUGAAGGCCGGAUUUCAUUCGCCGUCGAACCCCCAAUCCCCAAUCUCUGUCCCCCAUCCCCCAUCCCUUCACGGCUUCACCCAUCAUCCCCUUCCACAUCACCUUUCUCCCUUAUCUCUUUCUUUCUCUCUCUCUUCCCUUUUUUAUUUCUUCUCUUUCCUGCUCCAGAGUAAGAACAAAAAGGAUGUCGAUGAAUUCCGAAUGAUAGAUCGAGAUUGACGACAGCAAAUUUGAGUUGGAGUUGCCGCUGACAAUCUCUGGGUUCCAUGUAUAUGUAAGAGAGAGAGAGAGAGAGAGGGGAAAGGAAAGAAAGAGAACGUCGAACAGAGAGAAGGGAUGAUGAUGCCAGAAAAAUCGCCGACUGGGGAUGGAGGCGGGUGUGGGUGGUUUGGCGUCGUCAUGCUCGUCAGCAUAUGUUACAGGUACUUGGAAAAAUUUCUUAAUAAUUGAGGAGCACGUCCGAAGUAUCCCAUUGCUAUAUAUAUAUGCAACUCUUAUAGCAGAAUAGGCACCAAAAGCAAGAGUACGCAGAGGCAUUAUUUGAGAACUAAAACAAAAAUGGAGCUAGAGCAAGUGCUUCACAUGAAUGGAGGAGUUGGGAAAACAAGCUAUGCAACCAACUCUCUACAUCCAAGAGCUGUGAUUUCAUUGGUGAAGCCCAUAGUUAACGCAAGCAUAGAGCAGCUUUGCGGCAAACUCUUCUCUGACUGUUUGAAAAUAGCAGACUUGGGAUGCUCUUCCGGACCCAACACCCUUUUGGUGGUAUCAGAUAUCAUACACAACAUCCAUGCCGCUUUCCAAAAACUGAACCGUCCAUAUCCUACCAUCCAAGUCUUCUUGAACGAUCUUCCCGGAAACGAUUUCAACACUGUGUUCAGGUCACUGCCAGGGUUCUAUAAGAAAUUUGAGGAAGAACUGAAGUUAGGGCCAUGUUUCAUUACUGCAAUGCCUGGUUCUUUCUAUGGCAGGCUCUUUCCAAACAAUUCUCUUUGCAUAAAGAGCCAUGAUCCACUUUGCAUUUGGGAAGUUGUCGGACUUAAACUCAAUGAUAUGGUUUUAGAGGGUUUGAUUGAGGACGAAAAAUUGGACACAUUCGAUCUGCCAUAUUAUGCACCUACAACAAAGGAGGUUGAAGAUGUGAUCGAGGCGGAAGGAUCUUUAACUUUGCAAAGCCUUGAAGUUUUAAAAAAUGAUUGGGACUCUUAUAUAAAGCGUGCUGACGGUCGCCUUGAUAGAAAGGCAAGGGCUGCCGUACUUGCCACUGAUAUAAGGGCUGUGGGAGAGCCUAUUCUGGCAACCCAAUUCGGAGAAGCAGCUAUGGACGAUUUGUUUCGCCGGUUCGAAGAAGAUGUCCUUGAUCACAUGGAUAGGGAGAAUUGCCAGUACAUUAGCCUGGUUAUCUCGUUGACAAAGAAGCGUUGAAUAAAAUGAAUAUGCAAAGAGAACAAGAUUUAGGUUAUAUUGUUCUUUUUAUCA